This is a messenger RNA of Medioppia subpectinata, 3140 nucleotides long. Lineage: Eukaryota; Metazoa; Arthropoda; Arachnida; Sarcoptiformes; Oppiidae. The record is from the annotation of a GenBank genome assembly.
UAAAAUUACAGAUUUACGUAAUUUUAUCAACAAAUGAAUGGCAUUGAAAAUUCCGACACUUUAUGUAUGCAAUACUGAUAAUAAUAAUGCAAUCAUAAGUGAGUUUAUAUUAGGGUUGAGAUAUUUGUUGAGUCUAUUUGUCUGAAAAAUAUUGAGAAAAAACAACAUUUGUUUCAAUUAUAUAAAAGUCGUGGUAAUAUUGGACAACAGGUAUGGAACAGGAACUACAGAGAAAGAAAUUCAACGAGAACUUCUUUGAAUUUAUUCAUGAAGUUAAAUUAAAUCCACAAUUUUUGCAAUUAUUGGAAACGCAUCCAUGUAAAUAUAUGCUCAACGAUCUAGAGAAAUUCAAAAGCAAUCCGACGGCACAAAAAUGCAGAAUAUUCUCGGAGUUCACGCGAGAGCGCAACAACUGCUCGCUAUUGGCGCAGAUGUUGGAGGAUUCGGAUCAGCCCGAGGCGGCCAAUAAGUUGCGUGAAUACAACACAUCAGAGGAUCCCUGGGAUUACGUCAAUACUAUAGACCUAAAGGUCGUGCCGGCCAUUACGUUAAGAUCCGGUUAUUCGCGAUGGUAUACAAUGGAUGGCCGACAACGCGGACGAGCGCUUAUAUUUGUCACAAUCGAUGUCCUCCACAAAGAGGCCCAAAGAUUUGAGUCAAUACUAAAACAGAUGUACUUCAAUGUCGAGAUUCAUUCGCUGCUGAAGUGCAACCAAAUCGAGGCGGUGUUGAACACAGCGGCCGAAUACGAACACAAAGGCGACGCCUUUAUCGUGAUGUUUAUCGGACACGGAGGCGAUGAGAAGAUCAAAGGUUACGGCGAAACACCCGGCGAUGAAUUGGCCAUCAGUAAGAUUGUGGACAAGUUUUCAGAGAGAAAGUGCUCUUCUUUGCGAAACAAACCCAAAGUAUUUGUAUUCAACUGUUGCCGAACCAAUGAGCCAACGACACCACUUUCUGCGGUCAAAAUUGGCAGUCGUAUAGUGAUUGAUAUGGACACCAUCGAUAGGAACUGGACAAAUGAGAAUCAACGCACAUAUAUUGUAUAUUCAUGCGCUGAGGGUAUCCCUUCGUGGUAUUAUGCAAUGAAAGAUCCAAACGAAGUCCACCCGUUUGAAGGAUUCACACAAUUUGGUCAGGCGUUCAGUCAUACAAUCGCUCAGUUCUCGUGGUAUAAACCUUUGGCAGAAUUACUACAAAAAACCAUCGAUAGGGAAGAGUUUGAUGUGAGAAGAAGUGGUUAUUUGAAUACAAAUGUCAAACAAUAUAAGACCGUGUAUUCAACGGACAGUCAUUUCUAUCCGAGAGUAAAAUUCAUAUCGAGUUUGGAUACAGUAUUACGUGAAUUGAUUUCGCUGUCAAACCUGAUCGGAGGCAUCAAAGAGCACCACUACCUGACACAGACGUCCGGCAUAUGGCUGGCAAUCAUAUGGAUAUCCAGCCAUUUGGACACUGGUGUGGAACUGCUCUACACAACGAGUUUAAACCUCACGAGUCAUGUGUUGCAGUUUUUCCUAAUCAUAAUCACCCUAUGCGCUUUGGGUACAUAUAAUAGUCUAAACGAUCCACAUCUUCAUCAAUAUUUCCGCAAACCAAAGGUUCGCAAUCAUCUCAUUCAGGCCGGACUGUCGUCUCAGUCUAACCACUGCUUCCGGUAUUAUCUUCCCUUCACUUGUCAUCUGAUUUCAUACAUUAAACAAUUGGCUGUCAAACCAUUGAAACGAAGUGUUAUAAUAGAGGGCUUUGCCUUCUUCGACGACCACAAACCGGAUCUCCUUUUAUCAUAUUCUUCAACUCAAUUCUACUGUUCACUUCCCUUCUAUUAUGGCCUUCGUCACCAAUCUGACUCUGCUGACCUUCUGCUCUCUGCGUUUGUUAACGUAGUUAACAACUCACUUCACGACCUCUCCCCUCUCUCCAACCGUUUGGGUCUCCAACGACUUCACGAGACCCGGACUCUGGAAUCGGAGGCCAAAUGGGAAUUAGUUCAGAGGGCGAAGAUUGCGUUCGAGUCCUCCCAAUCCAAUACUGCCACCACUGGUGUCACCACAAGAACUCAAUCCAAUAGUUCCGGUAUAACCAAAAAGAGCGCUCCUUCGGGACCGACAUCAAUGUCGUGGUUGAGAAGAGUGGCGCAAAUCAAACCAAAAUUGUUCACAAAUAGGAGACGAAGAGUUAGAGUGAAUGCUCUGAAUAGAUAUGAGAGACCAAAGUCUUCAUACGGUAUCCGAUCGUCAAAUAAAGUAAAACCCGAUUUACAAACUGAAACCGAACUCAACGAACAAUUCUCUGAUAUAUUGUCUUUGGACGGACUGUCCAUUCAUGACACCGACGAUGAAGAAUAUGAUAAAAGGAGAUCCGGUUUGUGGUCGUCGAAGAAGGCAAAGCCCUCUAUUAUAACACUUCGUUUCAAUGGUUUGACAGCCAAUUGUUUAAUACCGAGAAGAGUGCAAAUAAGUCAACAAUUAUAUAGCGGUGGGAAUGCCAUCACUAUAUUUGAUCGAAUGGUCUCACCCGGAGAGAAAUUGACGUUUAGUGUUCGCCCGCACGGCGACAGUCCCUUCUCGAUGACUGUCCUCAUCGAUGGCAUCCGUGAUCUUCGUGUCAGCACAUGCUGUGAACACAAACACAGAAUUGGGUCCAAAAUAUCGCACUUUACUCUAGUGGACGUCAGCGGCGGUAAAAUGUGCGCUAACUGUAAGAAGAAUGCAAACCGUUUGACCAAAAGCUUGUCCACGGGUGCGAUGGGCGGCGCCUUUCAAGACACUGAACCCAUCAAUAAUGGCAAACACAACGAGACAACACACGUCACGACAAACAAUGAAAACAAUAAUAUGAGUGAUAGUGAUGUCGAGGACGCGGAACAGACUGUCAUAGAGUUGGAGAAAAAGAGUUCCCGUUCUUCGUCACCAAUUAAUGGCGACAAUAAUGACGAUCAGUUUGAGACCUAUGAGUCCGAGUUUGAGACCGAAACACCCGAAUCAACGAGAAUGAGAUCUAAUAGUAUCUCCUCUUCGGAUAACAGCACUGCUGGACAUCAGGAGAUCGUUGAGGUAGAAGUCCAUACCAAUCAUUAACUGGUUUUACAAUACUUUUUCAAUAUAUUUACGCUUUCGUCACAAUAUAUUAACUAUUUUGAU